CCGUCGCGCCUCGGCAUCCCGUGUGAGUCUCGACCCGUCUCGCCACCUGGAUUUCAAGUAUACCAUCGUUGUCGGCGAUCUCGGAUGAGGAAAAGAGAUACAGUGAGUACCAUACGUGUCAAUAGUCUUCCGUUCUACUCGAAAAUCGUCUUUUCCACUAAAGAAGCGGACAAGAAAAUCGAUCAAGCUGGCGCCAUUCAAGCUUCGUUUUUCAAAGAUGUCCAAGUCGCGAAGCGGCGGCAGCAAGGGUAGCCGCAGUAACAGCACGGAAUCGGAAGAUCCUUGCCAACAGCAUUCGAUUAAUUCACCACACUUGCCGACAUCGGAUACACUCGGAACGAACGGCAACAGUUUGGUCGUCAGAAACGAAUCGACGGUGCCCAGUUCACCUCCGCCUUCUUAUCAGCACGUUCUCGAAGAGACGAGAAUGGAGCAAUCGGCUGAUAACGAGGGAGAAGAGGAAAUGGACGAGGUAGAAGAGUAUACAGAAAAACAACGACAAGCUUUGAAGAGGAACAAAACUGCUGUUAGCGGUGAAGGAGGAGGUGGUGGUGGUGGUAGUGGUUGCGGUCCAGGAGGUGGAGGUAGACAGCCUGUCAAAGGGACAGAAAUUCUUCACAAAUCGAGCAAAGAGUUUUAUAGAGCGGUUGCCAAACAAUGGGGAAUUACUUGUAAAAUGAGCGAUCAUUGCAGAUGUCUUGAUUGUCAGAGCCAUUACUUCGACUGCGAAUAUGAAAAGGAUGAGCAAGAGAAAACCGACGGUGGACUUGGCGCCGGCACGCCGAUGUUCAUUUCCGGAGUGAUGCACGGCACGAGCUGUGUUCUCCUAUAAGAAGAACAAAUUUUCACAAACCGACAGAAUCAUUUUUGCUUUAUCGAAGCCGAAUUCAUCCGUGUUUGCGCACAAAAAAAAAAAGAAAGAAAGAAAGUUUAAGCAGUUUCUCGAAAUGGGUUGAAUCACGGAAAGAGUACGAAGAUGCUUACGAAGAUUGAUUGUUAAGAGGGACAAAGACGUUGAGACGGAUAAGAAACAGAGAAAGAGUAAGAAGUGCACUCGAUGACGCAAUAAAAAUCCGACUACGGGGAGUAAUUUCCGUUUAGGAGGUAUCCGGAGGUAGAGUCAAAUUAAUAAAGAAAUAUCGAAUCUUUAGAUUUAUCUUCUGUACACUCGCGAAAUCUGUAAUUUUCGAUUUCUUCCUCUCUUUCUCUCUCUAGUUAUCUCUAUCUCUCUCUCUCUCUCUCUUUCUCCCUCUUUCUUUCUCUUUAUCUGUCUAUCUAUCUAUCUUCCUUCUCGAUCAAGAAAAAAGAUUCCCCAUGAUAACAAUUACGUAUGUACUUAUGUACAUCCGCGAUUUUUCACCGACAACUUUUAUGCGAGUUGAUGAUCCGUAGACGAAGAAUAACACUUGUCAAUUUUUUGCUCGUGGUCUGAUUCAUAGAUUAUCCUCAAGGAUAAACACGAAGAACGCGGCAACGUGCAAUUUGUAUAUUUCAUGAGAACGUAACUAAGAUCCAAUAACCCGAGUUAAUUUUAAUAAAAUCUAAUCACGGGUUACGUAGAAUUCAUUCGUUCGUGAAUUUCCAUUUUGAUUGUGAGCUUGUGUCCCUCUUAAGGACUUCGUGCAACCUACAUCAAGUCUACCAAUUCCUUUUUCUUUGAGAUAUUAAUCACACCGACUGGUUUUUUAUAGUACUCGAUACGACAAAACAGUUUUACGAGAAUCCAUAAAUAAACGGGCCUACGUUCUUUCGACGACAUAGAAGUAUAUCUUUUUUCACUAAAGUUAAGAUUCAUGAACGGACGCUCUAGUUUUCUGUGGGAUAUUAGAACAGCAAGAGAAAAAAAUACAAAAAAGUAGAUAGAGAUAUUUACCGAUUAGAAAAUAAAAACAAAAAAAAAGAAAUCCAGCGAUUUCCGACAGCGUAACAUCCGAUGGAACAUCGCGACUCGAAACACAUGAAAGUAAUUUAGUAAUAUAGUAAUGAAAGAUCUGGAUCAUCGAGCAUCUGUUCGGUGGGAUGCAUGUUUCGCGAUUCGUUACAUGAGCUACGUUCGGUCGUGACGAACACGUUCUUAAAUUAAAGUGUGCGCACGAAGAAUUUGAUCGAGGACGAUCGCAUUUAAACUUCCAGCAUUCGUUUUCGUUCGUGUUGAAGUUUCUUGGAUGAAGUUUUUGAAAAAAAUAUAUUUCUUUCGCCCGGUUAUGCAUACAUUUUAUUAUUUGUUAUGUCAUGUACAUUUCAAUUGCCAAUUUUGAACUCGUCAUUGAAUCUGAUCGUUCGUGGUCUUUGCUACGAGAAAUUCAAUCCGCCUUUAGCUAGAUAUGUCGUAAGAUCGUAACGUUUAAUACAAAAAAAACAUGAAACGUUUACUUUAGCUCUUCUAAGGUGAAAAGAAUUUAACUAACGAUACGAUGUAAUUAGCGAACUGUAGUCGCGAAGAAAGAGGAUCGUCGAGAGAAGCACAUAGUUCGAUUAUCUGAUUCCUAUCGAAUCGAUUGAGGAUCGAUGAAUUCAAAUGAAACAUAAUACAGUACCUGCCUAUUCCAGAGAGGGCCGUACACAUUGAAUGCAUUUACCAAGACGAAGCUUUAAAAGACGAGCUCGCGGCAUUAAUCAAUUCUAUCUAAUGCAUUCGUUAUAUUGUGUCAUCGAAACGUAUAGAUAUAUCGUAUAAAUCUGUCGGACGACUUCAAGACACAAAUUUAUUUGUAAUUUUUAGAUCUACAAUUAACGUUGCGUGUGCAUAAAUGUGAAUAAUAUUUUCGCACCAAUUCUUGAAAUAUUUCCUGCUAAAAAAUAAAAAACGAAUAUUCCAUAAAACGGACAUCAAAUAAAUAAAACGAAUAAACGGAUAACGUAAAAAUAAAUAAAAGACUGUGCGAUCCCGCCUCUGUGAAUCGUAAAGCUUCGUUUUGAGCUCAAUGAAUUGAGAGUGUGCGUCUAAUGCUGGCCUAUUAACUUAUAUUCGUCUUUUCACAAAAAAAUCGUUCGUUUGUACCUCGCGCCGAAGGAAAUAAGGAAUACACACACACACACAUAUAUAUAUAGAUAUAUAUAUAUGACAUACGUUACCCUCUAUUGCCAAAGAUAAAUUUUUUGUAUAAUCGAUAACUUUCCUACUUAUAAUUAUUGGAAAGAACACGACCACCUUGUACGACUUUAUCUUGCACUCCGUUUCGUUCGAAAUAUCUUUUUAGCUUAUGUAUGCGUGUGUUGAUGUGUGCAUGACAAAAUCAUGGAACACAGAAUAGGCACGACCGAUGUAGUUCACUUUAAUGACUUGUAGCAGUUUAAAUAUUUCUAUCAAAUUUUUAUUUAUCUCAAUUCGAUUCCGAUUUUUAGAGACUUUUUAUAUACGUUUUAAUUUUUAAAAUGACUACCGUUUUAAAACUAAAAGUUAAAUCGAACCUAUAUAUUACACGUCGUAGCGCGUAAUUGGAUUUUUUGUAUAAAUUUCAAAUCAGUCUGUUCAAACAUUUAGAACGUAUAUAAAACUGACAUAUGUAUGCGGACAAAUAUAUAUAAACUUUGAUGAAAAAUUAAAAGAUAGAUGAAGAUCUUUCGUUAAGUCUACAAAAUUUCAGCAAAAUUUAUGGUUAUACCCGAUACCGUAUUAAAUAUUUCUGCAAAAUUUGAAUCGUGUUUGUCGUACGUGUCGUUUUUUAUGAAUGCUUUAAUUUUUCAAGAUACUGUCACUUUAAAACCGUAAGUCUGAUCGAUGAGAAAUUGCUUAUUAAUCUUCGUUGUAAGUAAUUUUAUUUUUGGUUUGAAUUCCAAGUCAAUAUAUCCAACCGUUUAUGAUUGAGUGGAUAAACAGACGCGCAUACACGCACACACAUCUAUAUAUAUAUAUAAUAAAGUUUUGAUAUAAAACGUAGAGAAUCAAAGAGGUUUUUGGUUAUCUCGAGUAGUUCACGGAUAAUCGUCCGUUAUACUUUUCACUGUGCGUAAUGAACUACGGUCGUGCCUAAAAAAAAAAUUGUAAUAGAGAUCGACGGACGGAAACUUUGGUGAUUUAAGAGAAGAGAAACCUUUUAUUGUAUAAAUAAAAAUCGAGGAAGUAAAGUAGGUUUCGACCUUUCUUCGAAUAUUCUCGAUACGAGUUACGCUAUUAUAAACAUUUUUCUUCGUCUUAUUUUUCAAAAGUAACACUCGCGUAUCUAUUAGACGGCAAGUAUAUUACAAAUAUCGAUCGAGUGGACGAUUCGGAGAACUAUACUUAUAUGUAUGAAAAGUAUUUUGUGCUCACGUAUGUACGUCUAACGAUAUAUAUUCUGUGUAAUCUACAGUGUGUAGAGAACAAAAAAAAAUAAGAAUUAUAAAGAAAAUCAUCGUUAUAGAGUAUGACUAUAAAACUUGAUGUACUCGUACAAAAACACAGCACCAAUAAACAUGGCCUAAGCAGCAUGA
Vespula vulgaris is the source of this 4413-nucleotide messenger RNA. RefSeq lists its product as uncharacterized. The transcript is spliced from 4 exons. Lineage: Eukaryota; Metazoa; Arthropoda; Insecta; Hymenoptera; Vespidae. The record is from RefSeq and is a predicted model, not a curated record. The coding region runs from base 218 to 832 and encodes 204 amino acids.